Messenger RNA from Cyprinus carpio (common carp), 3755 nucleotides. Its product is annotated as free fatty acid receptor 3-like. The record is from RefSeq and is a predicted model, not a curated record. NCBI's taxonomy places the organism in Eukaryota, Metazoa, Chordata, Actinopteri, Cypriniformes, Cyprinidae. Gene Ontology annotation, molecular function: G protein-coupled receptor activity. Gene Ontology annotation, cellular component: plasma membrane. Gene Ontology annotation, biological process: cellular response to fatty acid; G protein-coupled receptor signaling pathway.
CUGUGAUCUUACUCCCGUGCGAAUCGGCCAUGACUGUAAUUUGUAAAGUAAAAAUUACCCCGCAAAUGACCUACCAUAUUUCGUAUUCUAAUAGUAUUUUGGGUGCUGUCAUAUUCACUGCACCAUACAAUUUGCCGAACAGUUGAACAUAUAUCAGCAUGAUAACUACUUUAAAUGACCAAUCCAUCUUUCGGAAAAUUGUAUUGGAAGUGUAAUUUAUUUGUUUACAUGGAGAGGUCGGGGUUUAUGACCUGUACUGCAGCCAGCCACCAGAGGGCGAUCAAAGAGCCCGCAGCUUCACUUUUCAGGACGUGUGAGGCACACCCGCCUCAAACCCAAACAUCUCAGGGUCAGAAUCCAAUCCCCAUUGGUCUACCAAAGGGAACGACCAUACCUCAAGCACAAUCUGGCACUAGACCAAAUCAGGCCAUGCCUCAGCCAUCCAUUCCUCUUACUGAGGCUGCACUUCGCCAACACACCGCCCAGAACGAUAACGCUUUCCCCAUCCGGAUCCAGCAGACUCAAGCUGCCUUGCAGAACCCUUGACAUUCUCAACCCGUCCAGCAGCUCAACAGAGCAGCCCAGAGGCCUCCUACUCCUCCUCCGGUGCUGCGGCUGGAUGAGUUCCAGAAACUUCUGCGUGAACGCAUGAAGCAGGCUGGCUGUAAACGUGCAACACAGACACAGAUCUCCAAACGUGCACAGGCAGACUCGAGUGUUGCAUAUGACCCCUCAACGAAUGCUGGGAGUGAAUCCCAUGCAUGCAACCAUGCAUGGACACCCAACCCAUAUGCGACAGCAGGUCCACAGAGGCAGACCCAGACGUUGAGAAAAUGCAGCGCUCGUCUGACUCGACACCAUUCGCACUGCGAAAAACUUUCAUACAAAGCACAGUGUCUCUCUGGUGGAAAGAAACAAACGCUCAGCCAUUCCUCCGGCCCUCGGCUUAUUGUGCCCUACAAAUCUUUGUUUGGUCAGAGACACGGCAUUAUUGAUAAAAAGACUGAUCUUUUUGUUUCUCCUGCACUGCUGUCACGUAGGCAUGUGAACAGGACACAGUGUGAAUUUCAUCCGUCUGAACAAUGCUGCUCUGGGAUUUUUCUUGCUCUCAAGUGUCUGAAAAUAAAACACAAUGCAGUGUUUUUCCACUGACAGGAAGACUUGAACAAAAUCCAAAUGAAUUAGGAUGGCUGGCAGAGCUGAACUACUAAAUGAUAAAUAAUAGACUGCCACUGUUUGUCCUCUCGCAACUAUUUAUUCAGCUUUCUGCUCACAGAUGCUUCUUGUAGCGCCGCUCAAUUAGUGCGAUCCGCUACGGUGCUUUUGUGGAUGGAUUGUGCAUUUGAGUAUGAAGGAGACCCACCUUACGGACGUGUAAUUAAUUAAGCUCUUUAAUUUUUAUGUUAAUGAUGUGGAAAAUGCUAAUGAGUUUAAGUAAAAUCGGUUGCUGACAGGCCUAGCAAAAAUAUGAUGAAAAGCAAAUGUUUGGUCAGAUGGUUUAUGUCAUGUACUGUGAGCAAACAGGAGGUUUUUACAAAUCAAUUCUCCCAAUUUGCAUCGCUUUGUUCUUCAUUACAUCUUUAAUACAAGAUUUCUCAAAGUUAGACACAGAAAUCAAUUUGCAAGUGAAGUAACAGAGCACUACUGAAGUCACAAGAAGAGGUGCAGCAUGUGUCAAAGUGACAUAAUGAGAAAAAGCUUAAAAGGAGCGUAACAUUAUCACUUCUGAAUCUGUGGUGUGGGCUGAUUAAUUAAGAGCGUUCACUGCAUUUAGUGACGAUGGCGUGGACGGUGGCUAUGAGUAACCUGGUGUUAGCGGUCUAUGGAUUCACUCUGAUCACAGGCCUUCCCGCCAAUGUCUUGGCUUUCUACACCUUCUUGCAGAAGAUCCGCCAGCGCUCCACCCCAAUGGACGUGCUGUUACUCAGUUUAACCAUCUCCGACCUGAUCUUCCUCUUCUUCCUGCCGUUUCGCAUGGUGGAGGCGGCCAACAUGAAAUGGACGCUGCCUUACUUCCUCUGCCCGCUGUCGGGAUUCAUCUUCUACUCGGUCAUCGCCAACAGCGUCCUUCACCUGACGGCCAUCAGCGUGGAGCGCUACCUGGGUGUGGCUUUCCCCAUUAAAUACAAGCUCAAACGCAACCCCAGGAGUGCAGUGAUAGCCUGCGUCAUAUUCUGGGUGAUCUCCAUGGCGCACUGCAGUAUCGUCUACAUCAUUCAAUACCACAACUAUUUCAACCCCAACACCACUGAUCCAUCCAAACGUAACACCUGUUAUGACGAAUUCACUGACGAACAACUCAAGAUCCUCCUUCCGGUUCGCCUGGAGCUUUCUGUUGUCUUCUUCUUGAUCCCUUUCCUUAUCUGCUUCUUCUGCUACAUCCACUGCAUCCGCAUACUUUCCCGACUAUCCAACGUCAACGUCAAGAAGCGGUUUAGAGCCAUCGGGAUGGCGUUGGGCACACUUCUGGUCUUCGUUAUCUGUUUCAUGCCCUUCAACAUCUCACACGUGGAGGGAUUCAUAAGCGGCAAGAGCUCUGAAUGGAGAGAACCUGCUUUACUCACCAGCACGCUGAAUGCAUGUUUCGACCCUUUCAUUUUCUACUUCUCUUCUUCUGCACUCAGAGCGACUUUCAAGAAGGUGUUGCAGGGGCUGGCGAGGCGUUUGCUCCCUCGUUACUGCCGCUCGGCUCUCUGCUGCCCUUUAUUCAACCGUGGGAAACCAGACGAGCGUACGCAGAGCACUGAUGACAGCAUCCGCUAACAUUUCAAGCCAGUUUUUGCAUUAAUAAUCUGCCUGCGUGUGCAUCAGCAAUGCAUACCAUUCAGUCCAAAGCCAAUUAAUAUAAUUCUGAUGCACCACCAUGACCCAAUGCUUUAUGGAUAGACAGAAGAGCAGCACAGAAAUGGUUCCAGCAUGAUUGCAUGACUAUUUAACCUAAACCUUUGCGGCAGCCGUUUCGUUCACAAUGAAACGAAGAGCUUGAGAAAACAAAUUACAGUGCAAAAAGCAAUUGUAUCUGCAUUUUUUCAUCUAACAUUUGAACUAAUACGCAGCAUUCACUAACAGCAAUGCUAUAAAUAUAAUCAAAACAACUUUGUAAAACAAGUUUUCUUUGCUUAAUAAAAGAAACUAAUACAAAUUAUGCAUCCGUUCUUUAUUCCUCCGUCCUGAACUACUCACUCAUUAUGCAUGAAUGCUGUUUAUUUUCUACACAGCACUUAAUAUGCACUGCUUGUUUAUAACCUGCCAUCUCUUGAGACAGACCAACACAAACAUGUUCCUGUGAUGUCGCUUCCUGUUCCUGAUACAGCGUUUGGAGUGCGGGUGGGAGGACGGUUGAAUUGCAUGUGGUGCAGUUGCAUUAACAGCUCAAAUGAUUGGCUCAUACAGGUAUGUUUUUCCAUGAGCAAAGAUGGCAGGUUGCACGUUGCUUACUUACAAGACUGCAUUUGCUAGUCAAGCCACUGAUAUUAAGAUGAAUGGGAAUGCAAACAAAUAGAUGUGCAUUCUUUAAAUAAACAAGUUCAAAGAUCGUACAGCUUUGCUUAAAUACCUUUUGUGCAUUGUAUUGCAUUGCAUGUGAGUUUCGUACAGUUUUGCCUAAAUAUUUUUUGUGCAUUGCAUUGCAUGUGAGUUUGCAUUCUUUAGUGCAUUGCCAUCAUACCAUGCAAGUUUACUAGAUAACAGCCAUAAACAUCACAUCUAUUUAUAGCUGCUACUGUAUUAUUCUCAGCAAUGCUGUCCACUUUAGC